CGGCUCCCGAAUGUGAUGUUUGCAGACGCCGUGGGUGUUUCCCCGCUCAUUCCUCCGCUUUAACUAGCCCGAAAGCACGCCGGUGGAUCUACACGGCGAAAUCUGAAGGACGUUCUCGGAAAAAAACACGAACUAAAGCGGUUUUCUUGUCUGAGAGCGUGGAUUUACCGUUAUCCAAGUUGGUAACGGCUGCAGGAGCACUGACUGUGGGGAGAAAUGGGCACUUUACGCGAUCUCCAGUACGCGUUACAGGAGAAGAUUGAAGAAUUGAGACAGAGAGACGCGCUUAUCGACGAGCUGGAGUUGGAGCUCGACCAGAAAGACGAACUCAUACAGAAGCUACAGAAUGAGUUAGACAAGUACCGAUCCGUGAUAAGACCCGCAACUCAACAAGUCCACAAGCAGAGUGCCCUUCAGGAGCACCAGAGGACCAAGAGACAGGCGAUCUCAGCCGAACCCACAGCCUUUGAUAUCCAAGACCUCAGUCACGUCACUCUGCCUUUCUACCCAAAGAGUCCACAGUCUAAAGAACUAAUCAAAGAGGCCAUUCUUGACAACGACUUUAUGAAGAACCUGGAGCUGUCUCAGAUCCAGGAGAUUGUAGACUGCAUGUACCCUGUGGAGUAUGAUAAAGAGAGCUGUAUCAUCAAAGAAGGUGACGUGGGCUCCCUGGUCUAUGUCAUGGAAGACGGCAAGGUGGAGGUGACCAAGGAGGGCAUGAAACUGUGUACCAUGGGACCUGGGAAAGUUUUCGGAGAGCUCGCCAUUCUAUACAACUGCACCAGGACCGCUACGGUACAGACCCUCACAAAUGUGAAGUUAUGGGCCAUUGACCGGCAGUGUUUCCAGACCAUCAUGAUGAGGACAGGACUCAUCAAACAUGCAGAGUACAUGGAGUUCCUGAAGAGCGUUCCCACAUUCCAGGGCCUCCAAGAAGAAAUCCUCAGCAAGCUGGCUGAUGUGCUGGAGGAGACUCACUACAGUGAUGGAGAGUACAUUAUUAGACAAGGUGCCAGAGGGGACACGUUCUUUAUCAUUAGCAAAGGAAAGGUGAAUGUGACUCGAGAAGAUGCACCCAAUGGGACUCCUGUCUAUCUGCGUGCAUUAGGAAAAGGAGACUGGUUUGGAGAAAAAGCUCUUCAAGGAGAAGACAUCAGGACGGCUAAUGUCAUCGCUGCUGAAGCAGUUACCUGCCUCGUCAUCGACAGAGAAUCCUUCAAACACUUGAUUGGAGGUCUUGACGACGUCUCAAACAAAGGCUAUGAUGAUGCUGGCGCCAAAGCAAAAUACGAGGCGGAGAAUGCCUUCUUCUCCAACCUGAAGCUGGUGGACUUUAACAUCAUCGACACCUUGGGAGUUGGAGGAUUUGGGAGAGUUGAGCUGGUGCAGCUCAAGAGUGAAGAGACCAAAACAUUUGCAAUGAAGAUUCUGAAGAAGCGUCACAUUGUGGACACGCGACAACAGGAGCACAUCCGCUCUGAGAAGCAAAUCAUGCAGGAGGCACAUUCAGACUUCAUUGUAAGGUUGUACAGGACUUUCAAAGACAGCAAAUACCUGUAUAUGUUAAUGGAGGCCUGUUUAGGAGGAGAGCUUUGGACCAUUCUUAGAGACAGAGGAUCAUUUGAAGACUCCACUACAAGGUUUUACACAGCCUGUGUGGUUGAAGCCUUCGCUUACCUGCAUUCCAAAGGAAUAAUCUACCGGGAUUUAAAGCCAGAAAAUCUCAUUCUGGAUCACAGAGGAUAUGCCAAGCUUGUGGACUUUGGCUUUGCUAAAAAGAUUGGAUUUGGGAAGAAAACGUGGACUUUCUGUGGAACGCCGGAGUAUGUAGCCCCAGAGAUCAUACUUAAUAAAGGCCACGACAUCUCUGCAGAUUACUGGUCAUUGGGAAUUCUUAUGUAUGAACUCUUGACCGGAAGCCCACCGUUUUCAGGACCAGAUCCAAUGAAGACUUAUAAUAUCAUUUUAAGAGGAAUCGACAUGAUAGAAUUUCCAAAGAAGAUCACCAAAAAUGCUGGAAAUCUCAUUAAAAAACUAUGCAGGGACAACCCGUCUGAGCGGUUAGGAAACUUGAAAAAUGGAGUGAAAGACAUCCAAAAGCACAAAUGGUUUGAAGGCUUUAACUGGGAAGGACUGCGGAAAGGAACUCUCAUUCCUCCUAUUAUUCCUGAUGUUGCAAGCCCGACUGACACCAGUAACUUUGAUAGCUUUCCUGAGGACAACGAGGACCCUCCUCCUGAUGACAACUCUGGCUGGGACACUGAUUUCUAAAAACUGAAACCCAAAACAUGUCCUGCCCUGGAACGUCCCGUGCGGUUCAUCAUCCCAAAGAUGAGCAAAGAGGACAAUGAAGACGUCAAGCCCAGCUCUGUGACACCAAGUUGCCUUUGCCCAUGCUUCUGUCCCAUGGAGAAACUGGGGGCGUCCCAGCUCCCACCGCACCCCGUGACUCAAAACUGUCCUAAUAAUACAGACAGGAGUGUGUAUUUACGACACAGCCUUGCAUAUGGACUCAAGCCUUGGGCUGGAUCUGAUAUAAAACAUGAGCCCUUAAUAUUUUUACUCUGCAGUUUUAUGUUUGACAGAUUGCACAAGCAGCAUUUUCUAAAAAAAAAAAAAAAAAAAAAAAAAAAAAAACAGAAUUAUAAAAGUAGAGACACGACUGUGAUGGAUUUUAAUUUCUGAUUGAAUUGCAUAGCUGUGUGUAAAUGCAUUUGCAACAAAGACUCUAAUGUGACAUACUUGCUAAGGCCUUAUUAUGGAUAUAAAUUGAUUGGUUUUAAAUUUA
Danio rerio (zebrafish) is the source of this 2788-nucleotide messenger RNA. Lineage: Eukaryota; Metazoa; Chordata; Actinopteri; Cypriniformes; Danionidae. The record is from RefSeq and is a predicted model, not a curated record.